AUGGCAGAUAACAAGGAAGAAUCAAAAGCAGAAGAGGCACCUGAAACUACGCAUCACUUUGCCGAGAACGGUGAAAAUGACGUGAAUGAGGAGAACGGGGACGCGGAAGGACAAGAUGAAGAAGUUGCCACAGAAAAAAAGAAUGUGAAAACUGUAUCAGCUGACGCUCCUUGGGGAGAGAGAAUGUGGGAAGUCUUCUCUACGUUUUGGCCACUUGGAUUGGUUGCUUUCGGUGGACCACAAGCUCAUGUUGCUAUUCUUCGGGAUCACCUGGUGGAACAACGAGGAUGGCUAGAUGAGGAGCAAUUCACGGAGCUCUUUGCCAUUGGACAGGGACUGCCAGGACCGACAUCGACCCAACUUGUUGUCUCUACAGCGCUCAGUCGUGCUGGACCUCUAGGUGGAUUAAUGGCCUUUUUUCUAUGGAAUCUCCCUGGAUUGAUCAUUCUUACAGCAUGUGGUGUUCUUUUAGCAGAGUUCAUCCCUGAUCCUGAUAAUCCACCAUUCUGGUUGGCUGGUCUCCCUCCUGCCGCCAUCUCCCUUGUUUUCAAAGCCGCUUAUGCAUUUUCGAAAAAGCUGGAUUCUUUGGGCGUCUGCUUGUCUCUAGCCUCUGCUUUGAUUGCUAUUUUGAUUAACAAUGACGAUAGAAUUCCCCCUAAUGUCAGUCAAUGGGUAUUUCCAACAACUUUGGCCGUAGGGGGCCUCAUCACUUUUGUUGAUCACAAGCGCCCCAACCCGUGGAGUAAAUAUAGUAGUCCAUCUGCUGGAUGGGACCGUGAAUCCGACGCAACUAUCAAGCGCAUCGGUAUUCCACUUUGGGUGGGCUUUCUGAUUUUGCUAUCCUAUUUUGCGAUAUUGAUUCUUGUGAUUAUCCUUGUGGAUGUCUAUGAAGUUGAAAACGAUUACUUGGAGAUAUUUGAAAAAAUGUACCGUAUCGGCAGUGUCAUCUUUGGUGGUGGUCAAGUCGUUCUUCCUAUGCUUCAAGACGAGGUUGUUCCCCGAUGGAUGAAUGACGAAACUUUCUUGCAAGGUUUGGGUCUGGCUCAAAGUAUGCCCGGUCCUUUGUUCAACUUUGCUUCUUACCUUGGUGCCGUCUACAAACGAAUUCCUGGAGCAUUGGUCGCUUAUGUUGGUCUCUUUGCACCAGGAGUUAUUCUGAUUUUCGCCGUUGUUCCCUUCUGGGCAACACUCCGCAAAUACUCGGCCUUCAAGGCCAUUCUAAAAGGUGUCAAUGCUACUGCUAUUGGUUUGGUGAUGGCUGCUUGCGUCAUCUUGUGGGAAGCCGCUGUUCAUACAGCGGCUGAUGCCAUGGUAUUUUGCUUCGCUGGUACUUUGGCUGCCUAUUUUGGAAUCCAAGCUCCCAUCGUUGUUAUCGCUGGUGGAGUCCUGGGAGCAAUCCUUCAUGUAGACGUUAUUGAUUUGGGACAAACACCAUACUGCGACGCAUAA
Molecule: messenger RNA, 1449 nt
Organism: Cylindrotheca closterium
Lineage: Eukaryota; Bacillariophyta; Bacillariophyceae; Bacillariales; Bacillariaceae
Source: the annotation of a GenBank genome assembly